Molecule: messenger RNA, 474 nt
Organism: Rotaria sordida
Lineage: Eukaryota; Metazoa; Rotifera; Eurotatoria; Philodinida; Philodinidae
Source: the annotation of a GenBank genome assembly
AUGAAUGAUAUGGAUAAAGUACGUUAUAAAGAAGCUUUUUUAUUAAUGGAUGAAAAAAAUUCUGGUGUUAUUACAAUUGAUGAUAUUCAUUUUCUUAUACGAGCACUUGGUUUUACACCAACAAAAAAUGAUCUUGAAAAUAUCGAUAGAGAAUUUAAUGAUAAUAAAAAUAUUGAUUAUUUAUGGUUUAUUGAUAUAAUGUCAACAAUUUCAUGUAGAAAAUAUUCAUAUGAACAAAUAGAAAAAGCAUUUUUUUCUUUUGAUAAAAAUCGUUAUGGUCUUAUUAAUGUAGAAACAUUUAAAAAAGCUAUGAUGACAAUGGGAGAAUCAUUAUCAGAAAAUGAAAUGAAUGAAAUGAUGAAAGAUUUACCUAUUGAUGAAGAUGGUUUUAUCGAAUAUGAACAUUAUCUUUUACAAUUUAAACCAAAAGAAAAUUUAAUUACAUUAAAAACUAUGAAUGAAGAGAAAAAAUAA